AUGCAUGUACCUGCGAGCCAAAUACACGUCCUCCUGAACGAGCAAGCAACCCGGAGCGAAAUUCGGAAAUACAUCGAGGAUCUCACCAGCAGCUCCGACAUACGCCUGGGAGAUCCCAUCCUCAUCUUCUACGCUGGACAUGGCGCGCAGACAAAUUCCCCGAAUGGAUGGCAAGCCGGCGGGGGCUCACACCCGCAAAUUCAGAUGAUUUGUCCACACGAUUUCCUUCCCCGACGCAGCGAUGUCGAUGACGCUCAGGGUAUUCCGGAUAUGACGCUCGCCAUACUUCUGAAUCAUCUUUCCAAGGCAAAAGGCGACAAUAUUACUGUGAUCUUCGACUGCUGCCACUCAGGAUCCGGUACCCGAGAAGAAAGCUAUGAUCCUGAAGUUAAUGUGCGUGGUAUUGACCUGCCACAGGACUACGUUAUUGCGCCCACUGCCGACAACGACCUACUCCGAGAGGAGAACUCGCGGGGCGAUAGGGUAAUGGCUGGGUAUGAGGUGUCAGGGUCGCGCUCCCAUGUGCUCUUGGCAGCUUGCAGGGCGGAUGAGCGUAGUAGAGAGGACGGAAGUGGCGGGUUAUUCACGCGCGCACUCCUUGAGACAUUGAAUACCGAAGGAACGGACAAAACCACGUAUGAAGGCCUCAUCGACUGUAUACCCGACAUCACUGGCCAGAACCCUCAGUGUGAGGGUUUCCAUAAGUCAAGAAUACUCUUCGAUUCCAAAGCUCACAGUUCCCGUCACAAGCUUCUCAAAGUAACGAAGGCGAAGAGUCGGUCUUACAUGCUGGAGUGCGGUGAGGCGUUCGGAAUCACACUCAAUAGCCAAUUCGACGUUUACAAGAGCAAAAAUCUCGAGUCAUUACCCGUUGGAAUUCUCACAGCUAGAUCGAUCUCUGCAUUCUCCGCGAGAUGCGAAGUCGCUCCGAACGUACCAGAUCUACCGCUUUCAUCGUCUUGCGCUGCAUAUGCUCUUCAGACUCGGGCAGACACCAUGAGUGGGAUCAGGAUGUCAAUCGCAGACGAGCCGUUAUUUCUUGAUAUUAUUACGCUGGUCCGGGACGAGAUAAAACACGGCCUUCGCAUUCGCCUCGUGGUUGAAGACGCGUCCCCUCUUCCAGAUAUCGCGUUGGUGACAAACGGUGAUAACACAGUCACUUUCGAUAUCAAUGACAAGCUGUGUCGUGAUCGGGGAAUGACACAUAUGUACUACCCAGUCCAUCUAGAUCCGACCACUACCUCUUCAAGGGACUCUUUCACCGAGAAGAUCCUCACUAUCGUCAGGAGCGCCGCCGAUUUCUAUUUCCAUCUUGGCCGUUACCCCACUUACGAUGGCCUCAGACGCAGUGGACUCGUGCGCCUGGAAGCUUACGAGCUUGAGGAAGGAUGGGUCGGUAACGAUUGGGGCAUGGCGGAGAAGGAGCCGCAGAGAAAUCUCAUUCAGCAAAAUGCACUGAGUGUAUAUGAUGAGGACGAGAAGGUUUUCGGAUUCAAGGUUGUCAAUGAUAGCCACGUACCACUCUACGCCGCUCUUUUCUUCUUCGACAUGAGCGAUCUAAGCAUAAAAUCGUACUAUGAACCGAGUGCUGCUAGGAGCUCCGGAGCGGAGCAUUCCGUCGCAGCCAAAGGAGAACUGACAAUAGGUCAUGGAGCAGGUGGCGGACAACCACGGCAGUAUUACGUGCGCCAGGGCCAGGAAGUCGACGUCGGUUAUCUGAAGCUCUUUAUCUCAACUAAAUGGGUCGACUACUCGCAGAUUGCGCAACCUUCGCCAUUCCAGGGAGGAAAGCAGCGACGCUUAAAGUCGAGGCCAGCAAAGGGCAUGAUAUGGGAUGCAGUUUGCGUGUCCGUUGUGCAAUUGAGGGGACGUAAUACUUAA
Stereum hirsutum FP-91666 SS1 is the source of this 1881-nucleotide messenger RNA. RefSeq lists its product as uncharacterized. Bases 1 to 1881 code for a protein of 626 amino acids. Gene Ontology annotation, biological process: proteolysis. The transcript is spliced from 4 exons. The record is from RefSeq and is a predicted model, not a curated record. NCBI's taxonomy places the organism in Eukaryota, Fungi, Basidiomycota, Agaricomycetes, Russulales, Stereaceae. Gene Ontology annotation, molecular function: cysteine-type endopeptidase activity.